This is a messenger RNA of Ceratina calcarata, 1577 nucleotides long. RefSeq lists its product as uncharacterized. Gene Ontology annotation, biological process: negative regulation of transcription by RNA polymerase II. The transcript is spliced from 4 exons. The coding region runs from base 354 to 1397 and encodes 347 amino acids. Gene Ontology annotation, cellular component: nucleoplasm. The record is from RefSeq and is a predicted model, not a curated record. Gene Ontology annotation, molecular function: histone deacetylase binding; transcription corepressor activity. Lineage: Eukaryota; Metazoa; Arthropoda; Insecta; Hymenoptera; Apidae.
CGUAAGUUGCUUGAUCGAUUAAUUAAGAAAGAAACGUAAAGAUAGCGCGUUCUAUGAGAAAAUUUCAGAAAAUACCCCGUCGCCGCGUGGAUAUAUCCUCCGUGCUUAUCUUAUCUGACGAAUUGACACGAUGCCUCUCGUCACAGUUCGCCGUAGUUCUGUCCAGUUCUCUUCUUAAGCUCGUGGCCAGUUGAACGUAUCACGUGCAACUGCAUUCGAGUUUUAUUGCACAUCGGUUUACAUUAAUUUCGUAUUUCUCAUCAGUGCCACUCUAAAAGAGUCUUCAGUUCCGAUCGUCCUUGUCAUUCGGAAAUAAUUUUUUGCUGAACGUACAUGUAUACGUGCCUUCUUAAAUGAAGUGCUAUGCUUCGCUCAUGAUUGAAGAAAUUACAAGGAGUAGGAGUAGUACUGCCCCGGUGGAAAUAGAUUUUUUUACAGAACCUGAGGUUGAAUAUAAAGGGAAUAUAAACGGUGGAGCUGAUAUUCCACAAUUCCGAGGAGAUACCAACGCAAAUGUGGAAUAUCAGGAUUUUCCGGAAGAGCAAGUUUGGAGCCCUCGAGAAGGAAUCGACGAAUGGUUCCCGCAUUUCCUUUACGUUGGCCAGUCAUGUUUAACAUUCGCACAAGAACGUCAAGGCAUUCCCGUAUUAGAAGCUAUGGUGAAUGCAUGCACCGAUUACUCUCAACAGUACAUCACGAACGUUCUCCAUGAUUCUGACUACGUACCGGCUGUCGCGUGGACGACGUUGUUGAGCAAAGAACUACCGGAAAAAAUUUUCUCAAAAUGGAAGCCGGAGGAAAUUGAUCGCUUCGUUGACGGGAUACUCGAACAUGGGAAAAACUUCAUAACUAUGCAAAAGAAAUUAUUUCCGCAGAAAGAUGUGAAAGACAUCGUGGAAUUUUUUUAUGCAUGGGAAAUGACGAAUACGGCGAGAAAAUUGAGGAAACUUUGUCCCAAGGGCUGGCGAUGCACGACCAAACGGCGUCGAUCUAAAAUCAAACAACUCCUACGAUGUGAAUCUGUAAUCAAGCCCAAACAACGGCGUCGAUCGGAAAGCGAACAGCGUCGAGUCAAGGCGAAAGAACAUGUACGGGAAACCGUUGACCGUCAGGUUGAGAGCGAACAGCUAGAGACCGAACGGAAUCAGUCGCAGACGAAAUGCAAACGACGGCGUUGCACCAAAAGCGAUCAACGUCAACUUGAAAGCGUACAGUUGGGGACCGAACAGCGUGAGUCUACGGCAGGACAUCAACUCAAGACCAAGACCAAACGACGUAUAUCGUCGACAAGUCUGAAUGGCCCAUCGAUCUCUCGAGUCGUCACCCGAAGCAUGGCCAAUGCUUUGGCACUUUAUUCAGGGAGUGACAAACAAUCCCCGACGCAGUGCAUCAUAUGAUAUGUAUUAAUGUGAUCGUGAAGAGAAAACGUUCUCCUGUAACAAUUAUAGGAUAUGCAAUGAGUGAUGAAAAAAUAUUUGACGUAUUUCAGUCUUCAUUAUUGAAGACUUGAAUAUAAUUUAUGGUGAUGUGAUAUGAAUGACGAAUGAUGUGAUGAAUGAAAUGUUAUAUAGUGGUUA